Messenger RNA from Cimex lectularius (bed bug), 2275 nucleotides. Its product is annotated as gamma-aminobutyric acid receptor alpha-like. Gene Ontology annotation, biological process: chemical synaptic transmission; signal transduction; nervous system process. The record is from RefSeq and is a predicted model, not a curated record. The transcript has 13 exons. Gene Ontology annotation, molecular function: neurotransmitter receptor activity; extracellular ligand-gated monoatomic ion channel activity; GABA-A receptor activity. NCBI's taxonomy places the organism in Eukaryota, Metazoa, Arthropoda, Insecta, Hemiptera, Cimicidae. Gene Ontology annotation, cellular component: synapse; neuron projection; membrane. Bases 198 to 1700 code for a protein of 500 amino acids.
AUUUUAAUCCAUUAACUUUUAUAGUUGUUGCCUUAUAGCAUUUAUUAAGAAAUUUUGCCCUUUCUGGCUUUAAUGUCAUCUCAAAGACUUAUAGACAAACCUUCGCUGUUUCCAACGCAGCACUGACUGUAUGGAUCCCCAGGUCUUGUCCAGACGCUAUCUUGGACUGCCCGUCACUCCCCGCCAUGGGUGGCUAGAUGAACUUUAUUCUCCUCCUGACAUUACUUCAAGAAUAUUUUUUGCUGCUGUCUGCCGAAACAAAAACGACCCGAUCCCCGAGGACAAGGGGGACUCUCGGGUUUGAAAGGAAUCACCACAAAAACGUGUCCGAGCUACUCGACAACCUACUACGAGGAUAUGACAACAGCGUGCGACCAGGGUUUGGCGGACCGGCUGCUAUUGUAGAAGUUGACAUUAUGGUCAGAAGUAUGGGACCGAUAUCUGAAGUUGAUAUGACUUACUCGAUGGACUGCUACUUCAGGCAGACCUGGGUCGACACUAGGCUGGCCUAUUCAGGGCACAAGGACACUCUCGCUUUGAGCAUUACCAUGCUGAAGAGAAUAUGGAAGCCAGACACAUAUUUUUACAACGGGAAACAAAGCUACCUCCACACUAUAACAUCACCAAACAAAUUUGUGAGGCUCUUUCAAGACGGAAGGGUGCUCUAUUCAUCCAGAUUGACAAUAAAAGCUGGCUGCCCAAUGAACCUAGAAAACUUUCCGAUGGACACCCAGAGAUGCCCACUGAAAUUCGGAAGCUUCGGCUAUACGAUCAAAGAUGUGGUCUACAAAUGGAAAAUGGGCACUGAAGUCGACAUCGCAAAAGACAUGAAGCUGUCACAAUUCGAUCUAAUUGGGAAUCCUUCUGCAAAUCAGACGGACCAAUUAAAAUCAGGACGUUAUUCCAUGCUGCUUGUGAGUUUCCACCUUCGGAGGCAUAUGGGAAACUUUCUGAUACAAGUGUACGGCCCCUGCGUCCUCCUCGUCGUACUCUCUUGGGUCUCCUUUUGGCUCAACAGAGAAGCAACCGCGGACAGGGUCUCAUUGGGUAUCACGACCGUCCUUACGAUGACAUUCUUAGGCUUGGAGGCGAGGACGGAUCUGCCCAAAGUUCCUUACCCUACUGCUCUCGAUUUCUUCGUCUUUUUGUCUUUCGGCUUUAUUUUCGCGACGAUUAUUCAGUUCGCUGUUGUUCACUAUUUCACCAAAUACGGCUCUGGGGAAUGCUACUUCAGUUCAGACUUCAGCUCGGACGAGUCGAGCUCAGACGAUGAAAUUUGGGUCACUUCGGAAUCAAGAAGAAAUCAAGGUACAAGUUCCAGGAAAUCAAGUAAUUCUAGCUAUUCAAGGCGAAAAUCAAAUAAUUGUCCUGCCACUUCAGGUGACACUCCUUAUCUUGAGGUAAUACCUUUAAACGCUUGUACGAUAUCUUCAAUAAGUGGCAGACGUGAUUCAUGGUCUUCUGGAAUUCCAUCUUGUUGCCCGCGAGUCGAAACACCGGUUGAGCACCAUCCGCCUCCCCCGCCUUCAAAACCGAUCAGGUCAAAAAAGAGAAAAAGAAGAGCGCCUAGGUUCAACAGCGUUUCAAAAAUAGACCGAGCAUCGAGAAUAGUUUUUCCUAUAUUUUUCCUUGCAAUAAACCUUUUCUAUUGGUACACGUACCUAAGCAGAAGCGAGAGGCUGAGAUCAUCUCCAACUUGAAAGUUUUACUGGGACCUUAUGGAAAACCUUACAAGGAUAAGUGUACAAUUUAAAUUAAAGCAAAGUCCUUAUCCAACAAAUGUCCAAUGCAUGGCAUUUUUAUAUUAAAAUUGUUUUAUUUAAAUUUUACAUACAGAACUGCUGAUCAAUUAUCAUUUCAAUACAUUUCAUUUUUGUAUGCAUUUAGGAAAUUUUAUUUUAAAAAUUUUAUUUUGAUAAGUAGAAUUUUUUUACUGUGAAUUGUGUUCUAUUUAUGAUGUUUUAAUUGCAAUAAAUGUGCAAUUUAGGGGUAAGGAAAAUUACAAAAAAAUCACUUAGGUUUAAAAAAAAGUGUUGUCACUACAAUUUAUAGUCAAUGCACUAUUGAUGGAUUAUUUCCACUGCCAACUGAACUAGAAAGUCAAAUAGGGUUUCUUUUUUUUCUGCGUUGGUACGCUUAAUAGGAUGUCGGUAUUAUUACUACAGAGGUAGACGAUAAACUUCAUUUCCUUGUAAAUUACCAUAAUUAAUAUUUUUUAUAAAGUAAACAAUGUGUAAAUAGUAAAUAAAUUUUUGUAAAGAUAAGUUGUAUUUAG